AUGAGCGUCGUUCUCUCCAGGGACAGCCAGGUGAGGGUGAUGGAGGACACGGUGACCAACGCCGAGAAGCACUUGGGCCAGUUCUGCUCGAUGCUGGCUGCCUACACCCGCAAGACGGCCCAGGUGCGGGACAAGGCCGACCGGCUGGUCAAACAGCUCACCGACUUCGCCAACACCGAGCACCCCGAGAUGCGGGCCACCUUGAGGAGCUUCGCCGAGGACCUGGCCAAAGUCCAGGAUUACCGGCAGGCCGAGGUCGAGAGGCUGGAGACCAAGGUCAUCAGCCCCCUGAAACUCUACGGGGCCCACAUCAAGCAGACGCGGGCCGAGAUCAAGAAGCUAAAGCAAGUCCAGAAGAACGAGAUCAAGCAACUGGCAAAGCUGGGGAGACUGAGGCAGAAGUCACCGUCGGAUCGGCUAACGAUUAGCCAGGCAGAGACCAGCGUGCAGAGGGCCUCGGCAGAUGCCAGCCACACCACCCACCAGCUGGGGGAGAUGAUUGAAGCCUUCCAGAAGCGGAAGCUCACAGAUCUUCAGAAAAUUUUUUCUGACUUUGUCACUAUUGAGAUGGUCUUACAUGCCAAAGCGGUGGAGGUAUAUUCCAGCGCCUUCCAGACCCUGGAGAACUACAACCCGGAGAGAGACCUCGAGGAUUUUCGAGCCAAGAUGCACGGGCUCUACGGACAUCGCAAUGCUCGGCCACUCACGGACACCGUCUCCCCCCCGGCUGUCCCGUGGUCUCUCACUGGCCAGAGCGCUCAGACGGCCCUACGGGGCGAGAGAAGAGAAGACGAGGCGACUAUGGAAGCUUCUGCCGAGGAAGACCUCAGAGGACGGGGGCGGGCGCUCCAUCAAUAG
This is a messenger RNA of Prionailurus viverrinus (fishing cat), 858 nucleotides long. RefSeq names its product CBY1 interacting BAR domain containing 2 (gene CIBAR2). The record is from RefSeq and is a predicted model, not a curated record. Gene Ontology annotation, cellular component: ciliary basal body; ciliary transition zone. Lineage: Eukaryota; Metazoa; Chordata; Mammalia; Carnivora; Felidae. Gene Ontology annotation, biological process: cilium assembly. The transcript is spliced from 9 exons. The coding region runs from base 1 to 858 and encodes 285 amino acids.